Molecule: messenger RNA, 4553 nt
Organism: Trichechus manatus latirostris (Florida manatee)
Lineage: Eukaryota; Metazoa; Chordata; Mammalia; Sirenia; Trichechidae
Gene: PIAS2
Product: protein inhibitor of activated STAT 2
Exons: 14
Coding region: 439-2277 (612 amino acids)
Biological process (GO): protein sumoylation; regulation of transcription by RNA polymerase II
Cellular component (GO): chromatin
Molecular function (GO): transcription coregulator activity; zinc ion binding; SUMO ligase activity
Source: RefSeq, a predicted model, not a curated record
AUCUCCAUUUACUUAGGUCUUUUACAAUGUUUGUCAAUAAAGUUUUAUGAUUUUCUUCAACUAAAACACUGCAAGUAUUUUAUUUCUAGGCACCUUAUUUUUGAAGCAUAUCAUAAAUGGUAUCUUUUUCAUAGUUAUAUUUUCUACCUUGCUGGUGAAUAAAAAUACAAUUUGACUUUAUGUAACAACCUUGCUGUACUGUACUCCUUAUUGUAAUAAAUUGUAGAUUUUCUUUUGGAUUUUCUAUGCAGAUAGUCCUAUCUGUGAAUAAUGACCGCUUUGUUUCCUCCUUUCCAAUUCUUAUGCUUUUUUUUUCUUCUUUUUCUUGUCUUAAUGUGCUGGCUAGGAUCUCCAGUACAAUGUUGAAUAGAAGAGGUGAUGGGGGCAUCCUGAUCUUGUUCCUGAUUUUAAAGGGAAUGCUUUCAAAGUUUCACAAAUAUGGUUUCUAGUUUUAGGGUUUCUGAACUACAAGUGUUACUAGGCUUUGCUGGACGGAAUAAAAGUGGACGCAAGCAUGACCUCCUGAUGAGGGCGCUGCAUUUACUGAAGAGUGGCUGCAGCCCUGCGGUUCAGAUUAAAAUCAGAGAAUUGUAUAGACGCCGAUACCCACGGACUCUUGAAGGACUUUCUGAUUUAUCCACAAUAAAAUCAUCGGUUUUCAGUUUGGAUGGUAGCUCAUCACCUGUAGAACCGGACUUGGCUGUGGCUGGAAUCCGUUCAUUGCCUUCCACUUCAGUUACACCUCACUCACCGUCCUCUCCUGUUGGUUCUGUGCUGCUUCAAGAUACUAAGCCUACAUUUGAGAUGCAGCAGCCAUCUCCCCCAAUCCCUCCUGUCCAUCCUGAUGUGCAGUUAAAAAACCUGCCCUUUUAUGACAUCCUUGAUGUUCUCAUCAAGCCCACAAGUUUAGUUCAAAGCAGUAUUCAGCGAUUUCAAGAGAAGUUUUUUAUUUUUGCUCUGACACCUCAACAAGUUAGAGAGAUAUGCAUUUCUAGGGAUUUUUUGCCAGGUGGAAGGAGAGAUUAUACAGUCCAAGUUCAGCUGAGACUUUGCCUGGCAGAGACAAGUUGCCCUCAAGAAGAUAACUAUCCCAAUAGCCUGUGUAUAAAAGUAAAUGGAAAGCUGUUUCCUUUGCCUGGCUAUGCACCACCACCUAAAAAUGGGAUCGAACAGAAGCGCCCUGGACGCCCCUUGAAUAUUACAUCUUUAGUUAGGUUAUCUUCAGCUGUGCCAAACCAGAUUUCUAUUUCUUGGGCAUCAGAAAUUGGAAAGAAUUACUCCAUGUCUGUAUAUCUUGUACGGCAGCUUACAUCAGCCAUGUUAUUACAGAGAUUAAAAAUGAAAGGUAUUAGAAACCCUGACCAUUCCAGAGCACUAAUUAAAGAAAAACUUACUGCAGAUCCUGAUAGUGAAAUUGCUACAACUAGCCUUCGGGUAUCCUUGAUGUGUCCUUUAGGAAAAAUGAGGCUGACAAUCCCAUGUCGUGCAGUGACUUGUACACAUCUGCAGUGUUUUGAUGCUGCUCUUUAUCUACAAAUGAAUGAGAAGAAGCCCACCUGGAUUUGUCCUGUCUGUGACAAAAAGGCUGCCUAUGAAAGUCUAAUAUUAGAUGGGCUUUUUAUGGAAAUUCUCAAUGACUGUUCAGAUGUGGAUGAAAUCAAAUUUCAAGAAGAUGGUUCUUGGUGUCCAAUGAGACCGAAGAAAGAAGCUAUGAAAGUAUCCAGUCAGCCGUGUACGAAAAUAGAAAGUUCAAGUGUUCUCAGUAAGCCUUGCUCAGUGACUGUAGCCAAUGAGGCGAGCAAAAAGAAAGUGGAUGUUAUUGACCUAACAAUAGAAAGCUCUUCUGAUGAAGAGGAAGACCCUCCUGCCAAAAGGAAAUGCAUCUUUAUGUCAGAAACACAAAGCAGCCCAACCAAAGGGGUUCUCAUGUAUCAGCCAUCUUCUGUAAGGGUGCCCAGUGUGACUUCGGUUGAUCCUGCUGCUAUUCCGCCUUCAUUAACAGACUACUCAGUACCAUUCCACCACACGCCAAUAUCAAGCAUGUCAUCAGAUUUGCCAGGUUUGGAUUUUCUUUCCCUUAUUCCAGUUGAUCCCCAGUACUGUCCUCCUAUGUUUUUGGAUAGUCUCACCUCACCCUUAACAGCAAGCAGUACGUCUGUCACCACCACCAGCCCCCAUGAGAGCAUUACUCAUGUUAGCUCAUCCAGCAGCAGGAGUGAGACAGGGGUCAUAACCAGCAGUGGAAGUAACAUUCCUGACAUCAUCUCACUGGACUAAGAAGGACUCAUUCAAUUCUAGGAAUCAUUAAUCACAACUGCUCUUUAUUGAAUCUUUGGUCCGUGGAACUAUUUUUUGAGCAGUUACUUUGAUAUUUAUUGAAACAGCAAAUGGAUUCUUUUGCUUUCUGAAAGAUGAACACAGAUGACUGCAGCAAGAACCAGAUGACAUGCAAGGAUUUUUCUUAUUCAUGGUGUCCCUGAGCAUCAGAUACAUUCAGCCAUAAUUGUAUCUUUCUAAGCGAUGGAUUUCAAUUUCAUAUGUUACUGGAUGGAUUCUACAAAUUAGUUUUUAAAAAUCUUUUUUGUUGUAAUAAAUGCCAAUAACAUUAUGUAAAUAUUCAAGUACACUUUUUUCUAAUUAAGGAAAAAAAUAUGUAAUUAAUGAUUCUGGAAUGGCAGCAACUUGUGUUUAACCUGAUGUGACCAAACUCAAACUCACUGCCAGCCGUCGAGUUGAUUCUGACUCAUAGCGACCCUAUAGGACAGGGUAGAACUGCCCCGUUGGGUUUCCAAGGCUGUAAUCUUUAUGGAAGCAAACUGCCACAUCUUUCUUCAGAGGAGCAACUGGUGGAUUUGAACCACAGACCUUUGGGGUAGCAGCCCAGUGGUGAAAUACUGUGCGACCAGGGCUCCUUACCUGAUGUGAAAGAAAAAAGAUACGGAAAGGAGUUAGGUUUGCUGAAUGGGUCUUUGCCACAGAGGUUUCGUUAAAGUAAUGAAGCCUUGAUGAGUGACCAGAACUUGGGCUCCACUUUCCUUCCUGCAGUUUCAGUUUUCUUCCUGAUCCUGUCAAAGAAAAUGGCCUUUGAUAUACAUUUUGCCCUGAUUGUCAUUUAUACUUUGACAUUGUUUGUUAAUGAAUGCAGAAUGAAGUUCUGGGAUUUGGCUGCUCUUUACUAGUGAUUAUGUUGAAGAACACUAUGCAGAUUCUGCCCUGACCUAAUGUGUGUUAUUUUUGGUAACCGCAUUUUCAGUCUAGAGUUUUCUGUAAAUUUGGAGGCUUGCUUUCUCAAAAAAGAAAUUUCAUGCAGCCAUUGAAUGAAAUGUUUUGGGGGUAAGGUGUGGCUGGAAUGUUGGUUAGAAUUUUCAUUACACUCUCCAGAAAUGUUAAGAGCUUAUUGGCAGCAGAAGAACAGAUUUAGGGGAGGUGGGAAUAACACAGUUUAAUUUCUUCCUAAAAACUUAAUUUGUUCACAUAUUUUACUGAAUAAUAUGUAAAUGUUUGUUGAAACUUUUUAGGUUUUCAUAACAUUGACAUAGAAAAAUUGUUCUAGAUCACAGAUCAUAUUUCUCGACGAUGUACUCUCAAGCUCAAAUCAAUGAAUGACUUUCAGACAUAAAAAACAAAAAAUAACAAGGAAUAGGGUGGCAUCAGAUUUCAUUUUUUGAAAAGGAAAUCUUUGCUGAAACCAUAAAAAAUAAUUAGAAAUCUUUUAACUGAAGUGAGGAAAGGUCAGGGAGAAUGGGCCUGGAGCCCACUUGAUGUCUUGCUCCAUGCUGCCCUCAAACACUCCAAGGAGCCCCUGCGAUUCUGGAUGCAUUUUGAAACCACUCUCUUAUACUGCAUUUGCUUUUAAAUCACUGAGGAAACUGAAUUUUGCCGCUUACAGAAAAAUUUUCAUCCAUAGUUUAUAUUUUUCUUCACUUUGUUUGGCUUCUUAAAUAAUUUCUGGACUCUAAAAGAUUUAGUAAUUCUUUCCUAAUGUUUAGAUUUCUCUUCCUAAGCGGUAUCUACUUCCUUGAAAAAUAACACCCUUUUUUUCCCUGACUAAUCAAGCUAAUUGAUUUCUCAAACUGAAGUGCCCAGAUGAGGUCCCUCCACUUUCAGUUAGAAUAGGACACAUUACUUCAUGGCCCACGUAGGGAGCUGACUUGUCUCUGCUUGGUCUUUUACACCUUCUCCAGUUUUCAUGGCCUUUCUGUGCUCCUUUUGAUUUAAUUUUCUGGGGUUUUCUACAUCAUCCCUUCUUUGGCUGCAUCAUCCCCUUUUUCAAUGAAGAUGUGGAAAAAAGUCGGAAUCUUCCAGCAGUAGUUUCACUAUAGUUGCCAAUUAUACCUUCCUAGUCAUUAGAUUUCUAAUCCCGUGUUUUAGUCCUUUGGUCCAGAUAUAUAAUUUCUUCCUAGUAAGAUUUUAUGUUGCUGCUCUAAAUACAGAUGCAAUUUCUGUUAACUUUGUAACCAGAAAAAGUAAACUGAUUUGUGUGGUAUAAUUUGUUAAUAAAGAAAUGAUGUAUAUUUGCUAUCAUUUUGUUAACCUUUAGAUUCUCAGAGACA